This is a messenger RNA of Malus domestica (apple), 1978 nucleotides long. The record is from RefSeq and is a predicted model, not a curated record. Lineage: Eukaryota; Viridiplantae; Streptophyta; Magnoliopsida; Rosales; Rosaceae.
UGUCAAAGAAAAAUGAGUGUCUUCUGCUCCCACAUCUUCUUCAGAAAAUCCCCUUCAACUCCAUUGAGAUUCAGCUUUGGUUCAAACGCUUCUGAGAGGCACCCAGAUAAGAAAUGCCUCAAACCCUUUUCUUGAAGCCCUUCAUUUCAUCAGCUCCUCUUGAUAAUUGGAGUAAAUUGAAAGAAUGCACAAAUUUUAUAGGUUCCCGUGUCAUUUGUACGGGCAUGCUGGCACCAAGAAAAUUCUUGCAGAAAAGGAAGAAAGUAGAAGCUUUCAAAGAUGCUGCUGAUGAAGCCGACCAGAAGAACUGGAGGAGACUUAUGAAUGAAAUUGAAAAGACAGGUUCUGCAGUUUCUGUGCUCAAAAGUGAAAAGCUCAAGGACAAGACUGUUCCCAAGGAUGUUGUCCUUGGAACUUUGGUUAGAUUUAAGCAACUGAAAAAAUGGAUCCUUGUCAGCCAGAUUCUCGAAUGGCUCCAGACACAGAACUGGUGGGACUUCAGCAAAAUGGAUUUCCUGAUGCUUAUGACAGCUUAUGGAAAGCAAGGGCACUACACAAGGGCCGAGAAGCUUUUAAGGUUGAUGAACGAGAAAGGCCGCCAUUCACCAAGUGUAAUAUCUCAUACUGCUCUUAUGGAAGCAUAUGGAAAAGGACGGCGAUAUAACAAUGCUGAAGCAAUAUUUAGAAGGAUGCUGUUUUCUGGGCCUGAACCGUCUGCUGUGACAUAUCAAAUAAUACUAAAGAUAUUUGUUGAGGGAUGUAAGUUCAAGGAAGCUGAAGAAAUAUUUGAGACUCUUUUAAAUGAGGAAAAAUCACCCUUAAAGCCAGACCAAAAGAAGGUCCACAUGAUGAUUUAUAUGUAUAAGAAGGGGGGGAGUUAUGAUAAAGCUCGUAAGAUGUUUGCAGUGAUGUCUGAGAGAGGUGUUCCACAAUCGACGAUCACUAUUAAUAGCUUGAUAUCAUUUGAAAAAUACAAGGAAGUCUCCAAGAUGUAUAACCAGAUGCAAAGAGCUGGUCUCCGACCUGACGUAGUGAGUUAUGCCUUACUCAUUAAUGCUUAUGGGAAAGCAAGAAGAGAGGAAGAAGCCUUGGCCGUUUUUGAGGAAAUGCUUGAUGCUGGUGUCAGACCUACCCGCAAAGCUUAUAACAUUUUGCUUCACGCAUUUGCAAUAUCAGGAAUGGGGGAACAAGCUCGAACUGUCUUCAAAAGCAUGAGAAGGGACAGGUAUAACCCUGAUCUUUGCUCUUAUACGACGAUGCUAUCAGCAUAUGUGAAUGCAUCUGAAAUGGAGGGUGCUGAGAAAUUCUUCAUAAGAAUAAUACAAGAUGCAUUUAAACCCAAUGCCGUCACUUAUGGGACGUUAAUCAAAGGGUAUUCUAAGACAAAUAAUAUCGAGAAGAUGAUGGAGAAAUAUGAGGAAAUGCUGGCAUCUGGUAUUAAUCCAAACACAACAAUUAAACCAAAUCAAACAAUCUUGACAACAAUCAUGGAUGCGAAUGGAAAGAACAGAGAUUUCGGCAGUGCUGUUGUUUGGUACCAGGAAAUGGAAUCCUGUAGGCUUCCGCCUGAUCAGAAAGCAAAAAAUAUCCUUUUGUCUCUGGUAAAAACAGCAGAGGAACAGAAGGUGGCUAGUCAGCUUGUAGGAAAUUUGGAUUAGAGUAUCAAUGAACAAGGAGCUAGUAAGUCUUUGGUGCCCAUUGAUGAGAAUGAUAGUGACGAUGAGUAUGAUGAAGAGGAUGAUGAAAAUUAUGAUGAUGAAUUAGAGUGUUCUUCACAAGUCACUUCAUCAAAUGAUGAGCGAAAACGUGAACUGAUUUAUUUACACUCUGAUAACGAGAAAAACCUCGAGGACUUACUUGCAGUUGCAGAUUUGUAAAGUUACGAUAUUCUAUUUUGUGGUAUAGUGGCUUGACGGUUAAGCCAAGAAUAUAAGUUAAGAGUUACUUUGUGGGAGCGGAAUUACUUCACACCAGCUUA